AUGAAUGUUUUUCAAGUGCUUUUAAUCACAUUUAUAGUCUCGGUUGAAGCUAAAUCUACGAGCCAAGCUGAUAACGCAGCUCAACCGAGGUCCUUAAAGUCGGAAAUGUAUGUGGAAAGUAGUGUAGCGAACGAUAAUAUUUGCAACAAUCAUGAAAAAAAUGUGGCAUUCGACGUUAUCUUGUUUGAAAAAAAGUCACAUAAUGAGUCAAAAAUAAGAAAAAAAAGGCAAGCGCCAUACGAUAACAGAAUUGAGUAUAAAAACCGACCGCGGUCUGAUCAAAAGAGUUUAGUGAUUGUGUUUGACGCUACUGGUUCUAUGCACGAUGAUCUUGAACAACUUCGUGCUGGUGCUAAACAGAUUGUCACUGAAUUAUCAGCACGUGAUGACAAUCCUAUUUUUAACUACAUCUUAGUCGUGUACAGAGAUCCGACUGUUGAGCCGGCUUUUCAAACAAAAAAUCCCGACGAUCUAUUGGCUAAGCUAAAACAAAUACAAACCAUUGGUGGUGGCGAUUGUGCCGAAUAUGCUUUGACUGGAUUGAAAGUUGCUUUGCAGUUGGCAUUACCAAACUCUCUGGCUUAUGUUUUCUCCGAUGCCACAGCUAAGGAUCUUGCAUAUUACGAAGAAGUCUUAGGGUUGAUACAGAAGAAGCAAGCGACAGUAAAUUUUCUCCUUACUGGUGAUUGCGAUGAUCCUGCUGGGCCUGGUUAUCAAGUUUAUGUCAAACUGAGUCGCGCGAGUAAUGGUCAAGUUUAUGACAUGAAUAAAAGUAAUGUGAAGGACGUUCUACUUGCGAUAAGACAUACUGUGAACUAUAAUUAUGCAGCCUUGACAUCUGUUGAUGCUGACUCAGCCGGCACGUCCAACACAAAGUUGAAUGUUGAUAAAAGUAUUUCUGAACUGAGCGUCAGUUUGUCUGGGAAAAAUCCUAGACUUACGAUAACAGACCCGAUGAAUGAAACAGUCAAAAGUGGUGAAGAACUUUCGUUGAUGAAUCUUAAGUUAGUGAAAAUCAAAGACCCAGUCGAUGGUUUAUGGAACGUUGAAACUGAAGCUGAAUCUUCUCAUUCAAUUCGUCUUGGUGGCAUCAGCGAUUUGAAAUUUGAUUUUGGUUUCAGCACAGAAGUGCCUGAAAAGAAAUCCGAGACAUCCUUCCAACCUCUUGCCAGUGUCCAAAAUAUUUUAUCAAUCUUCGUUAUUGAUCCAUCAUGUCACAAUCAUUCUCUUUCCAUCAAAUUCUCAUGA
Clunio marinus is the source of this 1248-nucleotide messenger RNA. The record is from the annotation of a GenBank genome assembly. Lineage: Eukaryota; Metazoa; Arthropoda; Insecta; Diptera; Chironomidae.